Messenger RNA from Venustampulla echinocandica, 531 nucleotides. RefSeq lists its product as uncharacterized. Bases 1 to 531 code for a protein of 176 amino acids. The record is from RefSeq and is a predicted model, not a curated record. The transcript is spliced from 4 exons. Lineage: Eukaryota; Fungi; Ascomycota; Leotiomycetes; Helotiales; Pleuroascaceae.
AUGCCUGGAAUCCCACCAAAUGCGCUCUCCGACCUGAAGGCUAAGCUCAAGGGCUUUCUCAAGGGCAAUAAGAGCAAGAAGCCAGAGGAGAAGCCAGCCGAAGCCAAACCAGCUGAGCCAACUCCUGCUGCUGCCGCUGCUGCCACAAACGGUGCUGCCGCUACCGAAACCGCUGCUGCCGCCGAUCCUGCUCCAGCAGCUGCUGCUGCUCCCGCUGAAGCCAAAGCUGCUGAGCCCGCUACCGGGACUCCAGCUGCACCCAAGGAAGAAGCAGCACCAGCUGCUCUCCCUGCCACCGCGCCCGCCCCCGCGACCGCGCCUACUGCCGCCAUCGCCGCCGACCCGGUUGCUGCCGCAGCUCCUGCCGCGACCGAGACCGCUGCCGCUGCCGCUGAACCCGCCAAAGCUGCUGUUGCUGCUACCCCAGCUGCCCCGGCCGCCCCCGCCGUACCAGCCGCAACUGAGCCUGCCGCCGAAGUCAAGAAGGAAGAGCCUGCUACACCAGCCGCAACCCCUACCACAGCUGCCUAA